This is a messenger RNA of Papilio machaon (common yellow swallowtail), 3458 nucleotides long. It is a transcript of the gene Ptpmeg, whose product is annotated as tyrosine-protein phosphatase non-receptor type 4. Lineage: Eukaryota; Metazoa; Arthropoda; Insecta; Lepidoptera; Papilionidae. The transcript has 15 exons. Bases 646 to 3252 code for a protein of 868 amino acids. Gene Ontology annotation, biological process: protein dephosphorylation. Gene Ontology annotation, molecular function: protein binding; protein tyrosine phosphatase activity. The record is from RefSeq and is a predicted model, not a curated record. Gene Ontology annotation, cellular component: cytoskeleton.
GUAAAUUUGUAUUUUAUUUCAAUGCCAGCAAAAUCUUUUUCUCUAAUGAUUAACCAUUUAAGCGAAAAUGUUUAGAACUAAAUCUUUAAUGGAAGCAACUAUAUCGAAGUAGACUUAAACCGAAACAUUAAAUGGCAGGAAGGAUGAGUAUGAAAUUAAAUGAAUCAAACAAAUCCAAUAUGGCGUUGAUUCAUAACAGCGAGUGUAUUGGAGUGUAUAGUGUAAUAUUUAAUUAAAAUAUUUACCAACAAGCAUGUGACAGUGAAUUAAAAAUAAAGGAAAAUUGAAAAAAUUAUUUCGUCAUUCAAUAUUGUUGGUAAAUACACUUGUCUCACGCUAUUUAUCAUAAGUAUAUUAAAAACAACAGAUUCAUAUCAUCUGACAAUAAUAAAGAGCGACAAAAUGCAAGAGGAGAAAAGUAAUUACUGUAUGGGACAGAGCAUUACGUCAUUAGCAGCCAGGAAAACUUCACUGUGAUGCUACGAGGACAAUUGUUUUAUGGCCAGGUCAUAUGAAUCACAAGGUUAGAGGUUCAUUAGCUAAGAGAAUGCGUUCUGAGUAGUGUCGGCGAGUGCGCGCCGUUUCGAUAACGGAGGAGUUUUGUUGACUUGUCUGAUAGGAAUCCGGUAGUGAGUAAUCGAUGAAAUGAUUGAGAGUGUAUCGCGUCGCGCGUUCAGUAGUUCAAGUGGUACAUACAACGUGCGCGCAUCAGAACUGGCGCGAGAGCGUAAGCUGAACAUAUUUAAUGUCACCGUACAAUUUUUGGACGAAACCCAGCAGUCGUUUCAAAUCGAGAAAAAAGCAAAAGGCAGUGUCCUACUAGAAUUAGUUUUUCAACAUUUAGAAUUAGUUGAAAAAGAUUACUUUGGUCUGCAGUUUACGGAAAAUGGAUCACCACCAAGUGCCACAAAUAGUGAAAUAACGCGUUGGCUCGACAGUGGUAAAUCAGUGAAGAAGCAAGUUGGUGUUAAUGCUCAGUUCUGGCUCGCUGUACGUUUCUAUCCGCCUGAACCGAGCCGUUUGUCCGAAGAGUUUACAAGAUACCUCCUUUGUCUACAACUACGUAAACUAUUAUUGGAUGGUAGGAUGACGGCGCCCAAGAAUACAGCAUUGUUACUAGCUUCAUUCACUGUGCAAGCUGAAUUAGGUGAUUAUAAUGCGACUGAACAUGGAAACGGGUAUCUGUCAUCACUUCGUUUACUGAACCGUCAAUGUGCGGAGGAUGAGAGACGUAUACGAGAGUUACACAAAUUGCACCGGGGACAAUCACCUGCUGAUGCUGAGGCUAACUUCCUAGAACAUGCUAAGAGAUUGGACUGCUACGGUGUGGAGUCACAUCCCGCUAAGGAUUACAAUGGAAAGGACAUAUUUAUUGGUGUGACGUCAAUUGGUAUCGUCGUAUUUCAAAACACAAUCCGCGUCAACACUUUCUCUUGGAGCAAAAUCGUCAAGAUCUCAUUCAAGAAGAAACAGUUCUUUAUACAACUCAAACGGGAACCUUCGGAGUCGUACGACACGGUGUUGGGCUUCAACAUGCAAUCGAGUCGUGCUGCCAAAGCUCUGUGGCGCUGCAGUGUGGAGAGACACGGCUUCUUCAGACUGAGGGCGCCGCGACGUCGCCCACUGCUGGGACUUACAGCACUGGGCCUGGCCGCGCCCACCCUCGCCCGCACUGAGACACAGGCUCUGGAGGAUGCUAGGCGAUCUAGAUCUUCUAAUAGAAGCUUCGUUAGACGUAGUAGUUCUCGUACCCGCGAGCGGUCUAACGGCGCGUGCGCUCCCUCGCCCGCACUGACAGGUCCGCGCGGCGCACGCGUCACACACCACGAGCCGCCGCCCAAACCCGCAUGGGGAGAACAACCUGCUGAUGAAGAAAGUGGCGGUGACAUACUAGAGAGUGUGCUGCGUGUCCCCCUCUCAUACGCGGAUGAGUCGGAGUCUUCCUCAUGUGGGGGAGGGGAGGGUGUGUGUGAGGGGGAGGGUGAGGGUGGUGCGGGGGGUGCGGUGUGUGUGCAGCUGGCGGCGGGUGCGGACGGUCGCUUCGGGUUCAACGUGCGUGGGGGAGGGGGCGCCCCCGUCCUCGUGUCUAGAGUCGCCCCCCGGACUAGAGCUAUGCUGCAAGAGGGGGAUCAGGUGAUGUCAAUAAAUGACAAAGAUGUUGAUGAAAUGACGCACGACGAAGUUGUACAGAUGAUAAGAAAUACCAAAGGAGUAUUGACAUUGAUCGUUAAACCCAAUGCGGUGUACUCAGCGGAAGAAACACUAGGUACAGAGGAACCAGAAGCAUGUUUCGUACCGUUGGUGGGGGGCAGCAUGGGGGGGAGGGCGGCGGAGCAGUCGCUGCUACUGCUGGGAGACGGUCUGGCUUCAGGAGCUGCGCUGCGUCAAUACGAAGCUCUAGUACGUCGUCUGGACUACCCUGCCACUGCAGCAAAACGACAGUGUAACCUUGCUAAGAAUAGAUACAGGGAUAUUGCGCCUUAUGAUUCUACCCGUGUUGUGCUAAAGAACGGACCAACAGGCGAUUACAUUAAUGCUUCAUAUAUUAAUAUGGAAAUACCUAAUUCUGAUGUUGUGUUGACAUACAUCGCUACACAAGGUCCAUUAGCAUCAACAGUGGGAGAUUUCUGGCAGAUGGUGUGGGAGAGUGAGAGCAGUCUGAUUGUGAUGCUGACGGUACUGGCAGAGCGAGGUAGAGCCAAAUGCCACCAGUACUGGCCCAAAGUUGGCACCGGACCACUCAGUGCUACAGACUCUCUCACAGUUCUCACUCAUAGUGAACAUAAUCUGGGCUAUUAUGUGAGAAGAGAGAUGACCAUUAAGGAUGCUGAUGGUGCGUCUCGUAAUGUGACACAGCUGCAGUAUACCGCAUGGCCGGACCACGGUGUGCCGGAGGAUGCUGCAGCAUUCAUCUCCUUCACACAGCUCUGCUCAAAGCUACGCAACCAUCGAGCUGUGAUGCCGAGUUCAGACGAGGAGAUGUGCUCUGAGAGAUCAGAGCGCGUGUUGGAGCCGCCGCUGGUGGUGCACUGCUCUGCUGGUGUAGGACGUACUGGUGCCCUGGUGCUGGCGGAGACAGCGCUGCAGCUGCUCCUCACACACCAGCCCCUGUACCCGCUGGACCUGGUGCGGGCGAUGCGCGCUCAGCGACCUAUGUGUAUACAGAAUGCUAGUCAAUAUAAAUUUGUAUGCGAGAGUAUACUCUCUGCGUACGCACAAGGUUUGACUAAACCUGAACAAGAGCAGGACUGAUCCUCUGCCUUGCCAAGAUUGUGUUGUCUAAACUUUUACCAGUUAGUGUAAAAAAGUGUGGUGUGAUGUAUAGUUUAGUGAAAAUGUACUUUAAACGUAAUCUUUUACAGUGUUUUUCCACUGCAGUGAUAUGUAUUACAUAUAUUGUUGUCUCUGUUUAGUCAAAGAGAAAUGAAAAGGAUAAUUUAUACAAAUAUCCGCAGUGA